This is a messenger RNA of Gavialis gangeticus (Gharial), 1880 nucleotides long. RefSeq names its product CD276 molecule (gene CD276). The transcript has 8 exons. Bases 38 to 1114 code for a protein of 358 amino acids. The record is from RefSeq and is a predicted model, not a curated record. Lineage: Eukaryota; Metazoa; Chordata; Crocodylia; Gavialidae.
CUGUGUAGAUCUAAUGUCAGGUCAGGUGUAGUAGAUAAUGAGUAACAGCGUACAGGACUACGUGGACCUCUGGGCUCAUCCCAUGUGGCAGCUCAGAGCAGCUGCUGCGAGAGGGGAGAUUCCUUUUCCCAGAGGGCCUCACCUUCCUUCACUGAUGGUUUUUGCUGAAGCAAUGAUGCCGUGCCUGUGGCUUAUACCAGGACUGCUGGUGUUCGGUCUGGCAGGUGCUAUAGAAAUCCAGGUCCCUGAUGACCCUGUGGUUGCCCUCUUUGGCCGAGAUGCCACCCUCCGCUGUUCCUUCUCUCCCGAUGCCAACUUCAGCCUGGACAAGCUCAGUCUCAUCUGGCAGUUGACUGACACCAAGCGCCUGGUGCACAGCUUCUCCGGCGGGCAGGAUCAGCUGGCCGACCAGGGUGGAGGCUAUGUCAACCGCACGGCCCUCUUCUACGACCAGCUGCCCCAGGGCAAUGUCUCGCUGCUGCUGCGGAGGGUGCAGAUCUCUGAUGAGGGCAGUUUCACCUGCUUUGUCAGAGUCCAGGACUACAGCAGCGCAGCAGUGAUGCUGCAGGUGGCUGCUUCGUACUCCAAACCCAAUUUGAAUCUGGAGCCCAACAAGAACCUGAAGCCGGGGGACCUGGUGACAGUGACUUGCCUCACCUUCCGUGGCUACCCGGAGGCUAUUGUCCUCUGGCAGGACGGCCAAGGCAACAACUUCACGGAGAACGUCACCACCUCCCAGGUGGCCAAUGAGGAAGGCCUCUUCGACGUGCAAAGUGUCUUGCGGGUGGUGCUAGAGCCCACCAGCACGUACUCCUGCCUGGUGAGGAACCCCGUGCUGCAGGAAGAGACCCAGGCCUCCGUCACUAUCACAGGCCAACACCUCACAUUCCCUGCUGUGGCCCUGUGGGUGACCAUCGCUCUUGCCAUCUGCCUCCUUGGUUUGCUGGGUGCUUUGGCAUAUGUGUGCCGGAAGAAGAUUCGCCAGAGCUGUAAGGAAGAGGAAGAGAAUGCAGGCAUGGAGGAUCAGGACGAGGAUGGAGAAGAACCCAAGACAGCUUUGCAGCCUUUGAAGAGUGCAGAGAACAAAGAAGACAAUGAACAAGAAAUUGCCUGACAGGAAUUGGAGCUGCACAAACAACACCUGGUGCCACAGGGUAGCAGGCAGCAUACCUUCAGACUCUCCCAUGGGGGUGUACGAUAGGGAACACGGGAACUUAUGAACAAUACAUCCCAGCCCUGUCAACCCUCACUACAUAUUCUGCCCGUAGAGACAACAGGUCACCAUAAACCCAUCCCCUCUCCACCCACAUGUACUUCAUAGACCUGGCUAUGCUACUAGGUUGGUCUCAUUUUCCUAUAGAUGUCAAAUAACUCUUCAUGCCUCACCAGUUUUUCUCUUCCAGGCUUAUGAAGCCCAAAGUCCAGUGGGCCUGCUUCUCUUGAAGGCUCAACAGCACUAGUGCAGAAUGGGUGCCCCAUACUCUUAUUCAUGACUGGUCACACAUGUUUUGCACUGUGUAAAUGACAGCACCAGAUGUAGAGCAAUGGGGAAUCAGGCUUACUGGGGGAGCCUAGGCAGUGACUGGAACCAGGCUCUGUCCUGCAAGGUGUUUUAACUCGUGUUUAUAUUUAAGGAUGUGUUCAAACUUUUUGCUGAGUCAGGUUAGAGUGCCCAGCACCUUUCCUGAAUGGAGCCCCAGUGCCUUAUUUUGGCACCAGAUGUCAAUGUCUUGGCCUUCAUAGUGCAUAAAUAAUUCAAGAACCAGUUCUGCUGCUGCUCUCCUGAUACCCCUGAGAACUGCAGCCCUCAGAUCCAUCCUGCCCAGGAGGGUCCUCCAUGCUCACAACCCCCGGCUUGCCAAAGCCUCUGCUCUUCCCCC